UCUUCUUCUCCAUUAGACAAGUAGUAGCUUUUGUCAAUUGCCUGUCUCUCUCCGUUAUCUCCAUUUCUUCCCUAGGAGUCAGCAGUCAUGUUUCGACCGGUUUGGACCACUCACAGACAUUCUCACCGGUGGCAAGAGGCUUGGGCUCGCCUCCUAGCACCUCUGACCCUUUGGAUAUGUGUUUCGGUGGCUAUCCGAUAUGGGUAUUAUGGAGACUGUCGAAUGGUGAUUGGACCCAGCUCCUCUCGUUUGGUCACGGCAAGUUCUGUUUUUGUACAACAAGUUCAGGUCACAGAUAUUGAUAGGAAAGGGGUUUUUCUUUACUCGUUCUCUGAAAAACCUGAAUUGAGCUCCGAAACAAAUUGGAGUUCCUCCAACUACUUGAUAAUCGGAUCGUACAGCCGUAAGGGAUUUUCCUUUUGGUUAAACAAGGGUUCGAGGAUAAAGUUGAGAUUAGAAGCUCAGACUAAAACAUUGAAUCAAAUUGAAAUUGUUACGAUCAAAGGAGAAAAAAGGUUUGAAACAUUGCUGCCAAAAUUGACAACUUCUACAAACACCCUCGUGCCCAAUGAACCAAUAAACGGUAAGGAAGCUGAAUUUAUUAUUGAGGAAGAUGACAAAUAUUACCUUGACAUCAUUAACACAAAUUCCAGAAGCAUAAUUAUGACGCUGAAUCUAAAUGUUUCUUCAAAGAUGUACGACAUUUCAAAAGCCAACGACAAGUGCUCAACAAGAACUGGUUCAUGCCAGCUUAGGCUUCUUUUCCCCAGUACUCACUAUGUAAUACUAACCACACCAAACAAUGGGGAUCUUGGUGGGUGGUACCUUGAACUUUCUUUUGUGGCUCGUGUGGUGACCUAUAUUGCAAUUUUAGGGUUUAUUACCAUAAUCAUACUUAUAAUUAUAAAAUACCUUGGAACCUGUGAUGCCGAGAAUACUACUACAGACACCGCAGUAGAGGAAAUUAAUGAGACUCAUCCUAUAUUGCCAGAGAAGCCAAGUAGAUACACAUAUGGAACAGUUGAAGAUGAUGAAGAAUCUGUAGCUUCUAGCUCUUCAGAGGAGUUAUAUGAUGCAAAAUUAUGUGUAAUUUGUUAUGACGAUCAGCGCAACUGCUUUUUUGUUCCCUGUGGCCACUGUGCCACCUGCUAUGAUUGUGCCCAGAGGAUCAUGGAAGGGGAGAGCAAGGUGUGCCCGAUAUGUCGCAGGCUCAUUCACAAAGUGAGAAGAUUGUUUAGCUCAUGAGCUAAAAAAUUGGGAUUAUGAUUUUUUUUUUUUUUCUUUUGUGAUUAUUAUAAAUACAAAGGGAUGGUCUUUUAUGAUGUGGAGAGAGAAGAAUAUUUCAUCUGUAGCUAUAAUGAAUGAGUCCCAUUGAACUCAUGCUAAAGUCCACAGUCUAAUUUGCUCAAUAUGCUAGCUAGAUGAAUUUUCUUUCAUGGAUGUAGUUGAAUAGAAGCAAGGGAAGCAACUAUGGCCUGAAUUAUUCAUCCUAGAGCAAUUGAGUAUGCAGAAAUUCUCUGUUCAAGGAAUUCCACAAUAGCCUGAAUUACUUUGUUAUGCCUUGUACACCUUUUUCUAGAAGUUAUAUUGAAUUUUCUCUGUCAUCACUUUUGUAAGUC
This is a messenger RNA of Ziziphus jujuba (common jujube), 1619 nucleotides long. RefSeq names its product E3 ubiquitin-protein ligase APD2. The coding region runs from base 88 to 1245 and encodes 385 amino acids. The record is from RefSeq and is a predicted model, not a curated record. NCBI's taxonomy places the organism in Eukaryota, Viridiplantae, Streptophyta, Magnoliopsida, Rosales, Rhamnaceae. The transcript is spliced from 8 exons.